Molecule: messenger RNA, 3188 nt
Organism: Vicugna pacos (alpaca)
Lineage: Eukaryota; Metazoa; Chordata; Mammalia; Artiodactyla; Camelidae
Source: RefSeq, a predicted model, not a curated record
GUGCAGUCGUGACGUCGGCGGUUGCCAUGGAGAGGCCCGCUUGGUAGGGACCGCGAGCCGACGCCAGGGGCCGCAGGGUCGCAGCGUGGCUUUGAAGUCGAGUCCGCUACCACCAUGAGCGGCCGAAGUCGCGGUAGAAAGUCCUCCCGCGCCAAAAGCCGGGGCAAAGGCCGUGCCAAAGGCCGAGUCCGCGCCGCUCCUGACGACGCCCCACGCGACCCGGACCCUCCACAGUGCCAGAGGCUCGGGGAGGAGACCCAGGCGGCACAGGUGCAGGCUGGCGCGGGUUGGGGUGGCCUGGAAACCGCUGCGCCCGCGCCGCCCCGCCGGCCUGGGGAAGAGAGUGCCUGCCAGCUCCCCCUGGACUGUGGCCUCGCGCUCCGCGCCCGGGCUGCGGGGGAUCGCGGGCAGGCCCCGACCAGGCCCGGCCCAGGAAAGGCCACAUCCCUCUCGGAGCGCCUGGUAACAGACACUGUCUUCGUGGGGACCGUGGGGACCGUGGGAAGGCCGAAAAAUGGCCCCCGCGUUGGAAAUCGGCGUGGCCUCGCUGGGAAGAAGGCCCCAGAUACCUGUAGCGCAGUAGGGAGGGGAUCUCCAGCCAUAGCCGGUGGGAAGCCUAAGAAGGGGACCACUGGGGAGGCUGCCUCCGUUCCAGUGGUAGAGGAAAAUAAGGCGGAGGAGGAGGCAGGGUCGGGGCCCCCGGCUACAGAUGGCAGCAUGGAUACGCUGGAGAAUGUCCAGCUGAAGCUGGAGACCAUGAACGCCCAGGCGGACAGGGCCUACUUGCGGCUCUCACGCAAGUUUGGGCAGUUGCGACUGCACCAUUUAGAGCGUAGGAACCUCCUCAUCCAGAAUAUCCCCGGCUUCUGGGGACAGGCUUUCCAGAACCAUCCCCAGCUCUCGUCCUUUCUGAACAACCAAGAUAAAGAGGUACUCAGCUACUUGAAUAGCUUGGAGGUGGAAGAGCUUGGCCUCGCCAGACUGGGCUACAAAAUCAAGUUCUACUUUGGGCGUAACCCCUACUUCCAGAAUAAGGUGCUCAUCAAGGAGUACGGGUGUGGGCCCUCCGGUCAGGUGGUGUCCCGGUCUACUCCAAUCCAGUGGCUCCCGGGGCAUGAUCUCCAGUCCCUAAGCCAGGGGAGCCCAGACAACAGCCGCAGCUUCUUCGGGUGGUUUUCAAACCACAGCUCCAUCGAGUCUGACAAGAUUGUGGAGAUAAUCAACGAGGAAUUGUGGCCCAAUCCCCUGCAGUACUACCUUAUGAGCGAAGGGGCCCGGGUGGAGAAAGGAAAGGAGGGCAAGCCAGUUCCAGCAAGGCCGCCAGGGGAGACCGCCGAGCCUGCAGACAACAAGUCCAACUGAAUCUGCACACCUCUCCCUACUACCUCCUGCUGGACCCGUGCCUGGCUGACCCCCCGUGUUUGGCUGUCUGCCUUUUCUUCAUGUCAGCCUCCUUGCACUGUAUUCCCUUUGGACUUUAGUUACAAGAAUAUGGCAUUUACGAUCAUGUUCUUUUUUGUCUCCCCUUGGCUUUCUUGCUUUUUGACAUUAGUGUCACACGUUACGUGAUCUCACCCCAACUGUUUAUACGUUAAGCAGACAUGCUUCCAUUGUUUGCUGCCUUUUUCUACAUUGUCUGGACCCUGUUCUUGGCUCUGGCCUUCCCCACCUGUUUUUUUAACAGGAAUGCUCAUGAGUCAUCCAGCCAGAGGACUGGUGCCUCUUCAAGCUCUGCUCCUCCAGGGCCUGUGACUUGCUGAGCUUCGUGUUCCUCCUGGCCAUGCAUGCCAUCUGUGGCAUUUCUCUUGCCACUGCAGAAUGAAGCUAAUGCACUUGGUAUUAGCCAUCAGCCAAAACUGAUUGUUCCAUGGCUCUGGGGUUGCCAGCCAACGUGCCACCAACAGGAUCUCUGCCUUUGGCCAGGAGCUCAUGCUGCCCUCCUAGACUUGGAUGAGGUUGUGGGUGAGAAGCAGUAUGCCGUGUGUUCUGAACCAUCGUGCAUCUCUUCCUGCCUCUGGGCCUCUCUCCUGAACCUUCAUCAAGGUCUGCACCAUGCCUCAUCACUCUCAGGCCACUGAGUUUUGUCUAGGUUGCUACUGGCCCCAGUUGGCUUCCUGGCCAACAAGGACCUCAAGAACUGCCUGUGGACCCAGGCCUCCUGCCAGUUCAUGAGACACACUUACUCUCCUCAGCCUUCUAGGAUCCCUACUGGCUGCCAGACUGAUGGGUGGGCUGGUAUGUGUGGACACAUGCUCACUGUCAUCAAGCUGUGGCUGCAGGUAUGGCCUUGUGUAUGUGGAAGAUUAAUGCUAUGUGCUGCUUCUUUUGUCUCUAAGUAAAUCUUACCACUUACCCCAUUUUUUGCAUAAUGGGAAAAUAGAGCUGUACAGGUCGCUUUUUUUUUUUUGCUAUUUAAAAAAAAAUUUUUUAAAGCUUUUCCCUCUUUAUUACGGACAUUUUCAGAAAUGCACAGAAAUGGAGAGGAUGGUCCCAGGACCCCGUGUGCCCAUCACCUAGCUACGUCAGUUAUCAAUUGUGAUCCACCUGGUUUCAUCUGUAUCUCGCUCUCCCCGCCUGUAUUGCUUAUCGAAAGUCCAAGACACUGUGCCAGUUCAACCAGGACUGCUUUGGGAGAAUGGGACUCCCUUUGGUGGUGAUGGUGGUGGGGUGCACUGUCAUUAUCACAUCAGGUCUGCUUUUUGCUUUUCAUGUUAACUAAUGAAGUUCCAGAGACGGGUCUUAGAAUUGAAAGUCUUCAGAAUUAACAAGUCUCAAAAGGAGCUGUCGGGGGUGCUGCCUUUUCCCUGCAGCCACAAAAGGAGAGAGAGACCAUCCUGUUGUACACUCUUUCAGAGACUUGCCAGUCUUUGAUAAGGGGCUUACUUGAGACCUUUCACCAGAAUAUCAGCCUUUUUUCCUGUGUAAGGUGGAGACUUGUGUGACUAUUAGAAUUGUCAUCAGCUUGUCCUGGUCUCAUAGUAUAACUCUGGGCUUUAAUACUCUGGAAGUAUAAUUCGGAAAUUGUUGCUAUGUUCUGUGAAAAUAACCUCCCAAAAGUGAUCAGUAACUGGCUGUCUUACUUGGUAAUUUGACACCCUGGUAAUAAUGAAAUUAUUUUUUGUUCCAAAACAGUAUAAAUAGUUGUAAGCUUGCAUGCAUGAUGGAAAAAUAAAACCCUGUAUCUGUUA